Pocillopora meandrina is the source of this 684-nucleotide messenger RNA. The record is from the annotation of a GenBank genome assembly. Lineage: Eukaryota; Metazoa; Cnidaria; Anthozoa; Scleractinia; Pocilloporidae.
AUGAUUCGCGACAGAAUUGUCUUCAGCACCAAAUCAAUGAAAAAUAGAGAAAAGCUGUUCGACGAAGGAGCAGGUCUUACUCUCGAAAGGGCUAUCAACAUCGCACGAUCCUAUGAAGGAUCACAAGCUCAGCUAAAAGCUAUGAAUCCCGCUGGAAACAAGGGAAAAAUCGAUGUUAUUUCGCGUCCUAAGAGCCGAAAUAUACAACCAAAACAUGGCACUUCUGCACAGGCAGCCCAGCAAUGCAACCUGAAAUCUACACAGGUAGCCCACCGGCACCGUGAUGAAAAUCCAGCUAAUAAUUGUGAAAAUUGCGGCCGCUCUCACAGCAAAUCCGAAGCCAGUCCAGCCAGAGGUCAAACCUGCAAUUAUUACAAAAAGAAAGGCCAUUUUAUUCAAGUCUGCAGGAAAAGAAUGCGAUCAAAACAAAGAAUUCACGAAAUUCAAGACACUGCUACAUCAUUUGAAGAAAAUUUCGAGACCUUAGCAUUUGAGCCUAUCUGCGUUGGAAACAUAAAUCAAGAAAUCAAAGCACAUAAAGAUGAAGUAUUUCCUACUGUCAACGUCAACAUUGCCGGAAGAGGAAAACGGGAGCCCAAGGAAACGUGCUACCCCUCCGCAUCUAUUGCAACAUGUACCCCCAAAAUAUCAAUGCCAACGGCAAACCAAGGCCAAGAACACUGA